UUUAAAGGUGGAGAUGGUAUAUGUUAUGUCAAUGUCAAAAUAUAUUAAGGAUGGAGAAUUCAAAAUUCUCUAUAACGUGUAAGAUACCCAAACUGUUUUGAGUAAAAAAAAUCAUCUUACCCUUGCAAUCCAAUGCCCACUCAACAUACUAUGAUUCUUUCUUCAAUUUGCAUGUCAUUCUUCAACUAUCUUUCUUCAUACACGACCAGAGUUGUACAGUGAAACAUGGUUGAAAGUUAAUGAUCUAAAGCUUUUCAUGUCGUUUAAUCUCCAUAUCCUCACGACGGAGCUUUCCAAGAGUUUUCUAACUCUUUUACGAACAAAGGAACUGCAUGCUUUUAUUACCAAAUCCCAUCUUGCUUCCGACCCAUUUUACGCAACUAGAAUUGUUAAGCUCUACUCCAUCAAUGCUAAACUCGGUUAUGCCCGCCAUUUGUUUGACAAAACUCCCAACCGAAGUGUCUACCUUUGGAACUCAAUCAUUCGAGCUUACGCGAAAGCAUAUAAAUUCAGGGAUGCAUUAUCUCUGUUCCUCACAAUGUCUGGAACUGAGACAUCGCCCGAUAACUUCACUUAUUCAUGCAUCAUAAGGGCAUGCUCUGAGAAUCACCAUAGAGAAUGGCUUAAGUUUGUUCAUGGACGAGUUUUAGUAACUGGGUUUGGAUUAGAUCCUAUUUGUUGCAGCGCUCUAGUGACUGCAUACUCAAAUCUGGACCUUAUUGAAGAGGCCAGCAAAGUGUUUGGUAGAAUACAACAUCCAGACUUGGUUAUGUGGAACUCAAUCAUUUGUGGAUUUGGGUCUUGUGGGUAUUGGAAUCAGGGGCUUUUGUUAUUUUCUAGGAUGAGGAAUCUGGGAGAACUUCCGGAUGGAUACACGGUAGUUGGUGUGGCAUCGGGUAUAGCAGAACCCAGCCUACUGAGCACUGGCAAAGGCAUUCAUGGACUUUGCCUCAAGUGUAAUUUUGACUCUAAUGAGCAUGUAGCUAGUGCACUUGUGAGUAUGUAUUCGAGGUGUAAUUGCAUGGAUUCAGCAUAUUUAGUAUUUAGUAGUUUGUUACAGCCUGACUUAGUUACAUGGUCUGCUUUAAUAACUGGGUAUUCUCAAGCUGGUGACUUUAGGAAAGCAAUGUUGUUCUUUCAGAGACUGAAUAUGCAGGGUAAGAAGAUGGAUUCUAUUUUGAUUGCCAGCAUUUUGGCUGCUACUGCUCAAUCGACCAACAUAAGGCAUGGAAUUGAGAUACAUGGUUAUGUUCUUCGACAAGGGAUAGAAUCAAACGAGAUGAUAUCUUCUUCUCUCAUAGACAUGUAUUCCAAGUGUGGUUAUUUGAGUUUAGGAAUUCGUGUUUUUCACGUUAUGUCACAAAAAAAUAUCUCGACAUACAAUUCUGUAAUAUGGGGACUUGGUUUGCAUGGACUUGCAUCAAAGGCAUUGGAGAUGUUUGAAGAGUUGUUGACCAUUGGUUUAGUGCCUAAUGAGUCCACUUUCUCUGCUCUCCUCUUUGCGUGCUGCCAUGCUGGUCUUAACUCUGUUGGCAAGGAGAUUUUCAAACGAAUGAAAGAUGAGUUUUGCAUCAAAUACAAAACAGAGCAUUACGUUUACAUUGUAAAACUUCUUGGAAUGACUGGGGAAUUAGAAGUGGCUUACAAUCUUGUCAUGUCCUUACCAGAGCCUGCAGACUCUGGAAUUUGGGGAGCUCUACUCUCUUGCUGUGAUGCUUGUGGGAACGUUGAACUGGCUGAAGUUGUUGCUCAACGGCUCAUAGAAAAUGAUCCUGAAAAAACUGUUUAUAAAGUAAUGCUCUCUAAUAUUUAUGCUGGAGAUGGGAGAUGGGAUGAUGUGAAGAAGUUAAGGGAUACAAUGACAGAAAAGGAACGAGGAAAAUGUCCUGGUCUUAGCUGGAUUUGAGAGUUUAAUGUUUGUUGGCAGGUACAUUCGCUUGGUCAUCAUUGAUCAUAUUUCAAUAAUUUACAGAAGCGAAUGUCACCUUGUGAAGUUAUGAUUCCUUUUAAAUUAUGGCUAUUUUCUGCUGGCUUUGAAGAUGCCACCAGUGAUCUUUGGAUAUUUACUUCAGGGACCAAAAAGUUCUUAUGGUUAAGACGAUAACUCUUUUCGAAGUGUUGCAUUUUGAUUGUUGCUUUAAUGCAGCAUAUUCAGAUUUUUGAGUGCCUCAAAAACCACUUGCUAUGUGGCUAGUGCAGGAUCCCACCUCAACGUAAUGGCUAAAUUAUGGAGUUCGUUUUUGUUGAUUUCUGGGACAUUAUGUUGCACCAGUGGGAAAUGAAAUCUAAAGAAAUUCCCUGGCUCUCCAUGCUGCUGAUUCUGUUGCAAU
Cucumis sativus (cucumber) is the source of this 2330-nucleotide messenger RNA. Its product is annotated as putative pentatricopeptide repeat-containing protein At1g64310. Bases 257 to 1906 code for a protein of 549 amino acids. Gene Ontology annotation, biological process: RNA modification. The record is from RefSeq and is a predicted model, not a curated record. NCBI's taxonomy places the organism in Eukaryota, Viridiplantae, Streptophyta, Magnoliopsida, Cucurbitales, Cucurbitaceae. Gene Ontology annotation, molecular function: protein binding; RNA binding. The transcript is spliced from 3 exons.